Rhodamnia argentea is the source of this 2152-nucleotide messenger RNA. RefSeq names its product scarecrow-like protein 32. Bases 301 to 1629 code for a protein of 442 amino acids. Gene Ontology annotation, biological process: regulation of DNA-templated transcription. Lineage: Eukaryota; Viridiplantae; Streptophyta; Magnoliopsida; Myrtales; Myrtaceae. The record is from RefSeq and is a predicted model, not a curated record. The transcript has a single exon. Gene Ontology annotation, molecular function: DNA-binding transcription factor activity; sequence-specific DNA binding. Gene Ontology annotation, cellular component: nucleus.
GCCCCACUUAACUCAACAUCUCCUCGCAACCAGAUAAAACCUAGCUCUUCAAUCCCCUCCAAAUCCUGGAACCCCACUCAACUCAACAUCUCUUUCAACCAGAUAAUCCCCUAAGCUCUUCAAUCCGCUCCUCCAGUACCCGCCCGACGCGUGUCGAACGAAUCAGCUCGCAUCAACGAGAAAGAAGAAUGGGAACUUCUUCCACGCACCUUCUCUUCACAAUCAUCUAAUCUUCCAUGCACGUUACGGCAACAGAACCCCAAUUUGUCUUUUCAACGGCAGAAGCUUCCGUUUCAGUUCAUGAUGAAGGCUGAACUGCGGGGAAACGCGACGGCGUCGAUUUAUCUGCAAAACCUCAGCCUCUUCAACACCCAGCAGAGUUCGCUCUCCGGCGCGCUCAAAGGGUGCCUCGGCAGCCUGGACGCGGCAUGCAUAGAAAAGCUUCUGCUUCACUGCGCGAGCGCCCUCGAGCGGAGCGACGUCACUUUGGCCCAACAGGUCAUGUGGGUUCUCAACAACGUGGCUUCUUCCACAGGUGACCCUAAUCAAAGACUUACUUCGUGGUUCUUGAAAGCUUUGAUAUCUAGAGCGUCUAGGUUAUGCCCGACAACCGUCAAUUUCAACGGCAACGGGAUUGUCGAGAGGAGGUUGAUGAGUGUGACCGAGCUAGCGGUGUACGUAGAUCUCAUCCCUUGGCAUAGGUUCGGGUUUUGCGCGUCCAACAGCGCGAUCUAUAGGGCCAUCCAAGGGUAUUCGAGGGUGCACAUCUUAGAUUUCAGCAUCACUCAUUGUAUGCAGUGGCCUACACUCAUAGACGCCUUGGCUAAAAGACCCGAAGGCCCUCCGUCGCUCAAGAUCACAGUGCCGUCUUGUAGGCCGCCGGUCCCUCCCCUGCUUAAUGUAACGAUCGAGGAGAUUGGGCUUCGCUUAGGUAAUUUCGCAAAGUUUAGGGACGUACCAUUCGAAUUCGCCGUGUUGGAUGACUCGACUAAUGUGUCCGAAUCGACCAACGCUUUUCAUUUCGAAUCAAUCCUGACUCAAUUGAGUUCGUUAGAUCUGAAUCUUGCUGACGAUGAGGCUUUGGUCAUCAAUUGCCAAAAUUGGGUAAGAUACUUGUGCGACGAGCCGAAUGGGGGUGAUUCCCAAGAUGUCUCUUUGAGAGAUGUCUUCUUGGACAUCAUAAAAGGGCUCGACCCGAACAUAGUGAUUGUGGCUGAUGAGGAUGUCGAUCUGAGCGAGCCGAGCCUGGCCUCAAGAAUCACAACUUGCUUCAAUUAUCUAUGGAUCCCGUUUGACGCAUUGGAGACUUUCUUGCCCAAGGAUAGUUGCCAGAGGUUGGAGUACGAAUCUGACGUCGGGCACAAGAUCGAGAACAUUGUCAGCUUCGAAGGGUUUCAAAGGAUGGAGAGGCUAGAGUCGGGCAACAAAUUGGCGCAGCGGAUGAGGAACGCCGGCUUCCUGAGCCUGCCCUUUUGCGAAGAGACCGUGACCGAGGUCAAGUCCUUGCUUGAUGAGCAUGCCAGCGGCUGGGGGAUGAAGCGAGAAGAGGACACGUUGGUGCUGACGUGGAAAGGCCACAACUCGGUCUUCGCCACGGCUUGGGUCCCCAGCAACGGGUGCGAGAAUUGAAUUGGGAGGGAGGCCAAUGCGGAGUCCUUUCUUGUACAAGACCCGCCCCGACCGGUCGGACCGGAUGCAAUUGCAAGCGCCUGAAUCAACCGGCACACAGUUCGUGGAAAAGAGACAAGAAUUCCGUUUCGUGGGAAAACCAGCCUUGUCUUAAAAUGGCCAAAUAGGUGGUUCUGUACGAGCUACCAUAUGAUGGCCGUUCUUUCCUCCGCGGUCCAUGAGGUUGCACGCAGAGACAAAAAUGGCGUUUCGUGCUUUCCAUGUUUAAUCAACCAGAAAGGCUGCACCAAAGAGCGUUCAGACAGAGAAGGAAAACGCCAACAGAGUUUUUUUAGAAUAAUAUCGUGCCGCUCUCGUUCGUUGUGUUCGAGCUCUCGUUAAAGUGUGAUUCACGUGAAAGUAAAGAGAGAUGUGUUGUUUUGUCUCUGUACAAAUGGACAAAAUCUCUUGGAACGACGCUUUAGAUUCGAAGGCUCCUGUCGCAGAAUAUUUCUAUAGAAUAUGUUUUCCUAGCUACCCAAAA